Callithrix jacchus (white-tufted-ear marmoset) is the source of this 1179-nucleotide messenger RNA. It is a transcript of the gene EXOSC8, whose product is annotated as exosome component 8. Gene Ontology annotation, molecular function: mRNA 3'-UTR AU-rich region binding. Gene Ontology annotation, cellular component: nuclear exosome (RNase complex); cytoplasmic exosome (RNase complex). Gene Ontology annotation, biological process: nuclear mRNA surveillance; U1 snRNA 3'-end processing; U5 snRNA 3'-end processing. The record is from RefSeq and is a predicted model, not a curated record. Lineage: Eukaryota; Metazoa; Chordata; Mammalia; Primates; Cebidae.
CAGCACCAGCUUUUUUAUAGGACACCUUCUCCUUCUCUAACAGCAGAUUCGUCAAAUUCGUCCAAGCAAGGAAACCUAGAAGGGCGUCUGGCCAGGACAAAGUCUAAGCCAAGGCGGGCCUUUCGUCGCGUCCCCGCCUUGGCGUUUCCUGUGGCGUGAGCAGCCCGGGCAUCCAUGUCGAAAGUGCGGUGGCGGAACAGGCGAGCAGGCGAAGAGCGGCGCAGGCGCAGACGCGCGGGCGGGAAGAUGGCGGCUGGGUUCAAAACUGUGGAACCUCUGGAGUAUUACAGGAGAUUUCUAAAAGAGAACUGCCGUCCUGAUGGAAGAGAACUUGGUGAAUUCAGAACUACAACUGUCAACAUAGGUUCAAUUAGUACCGCAGACGGUUCUGCUUUAGUGAAGUUGGGAAAUACUACAGUAAUCUGUGGAGUUAAAGCGGAAUUUGCAGCACCACCAACAGAUGCCCCUGAUAAAGGAUAUGUUGUUCCUAAUGUGGAUCUACCACCCCUGUGUUCAUCGAGAUUCCGGUCUGGACCUCCUGGAGAAGAAGCCCAAGUGGCUAGCCAGUUCAUUGCAGAUGUCAUUGAAAAUUCACAGAUAAUUCAGAAAGAGGACUUAUGCAUUUCUCCAGGAAAGCUUGCCUGGGUUCUAUACUGUGAUCUCAUUUGCCUUGACUAUGAUGGAAACAUUUUGGAUGCCUGCACAUUUGCUUUGUUAGCUGCUUUAAAAAAUGUACAGUUGCCUGAAGUUACUAUAAAUGGAGAAACUGCUUUAGCAGAAGUUAAUUUAAAGAAGAAAAGUUAUUUGAAUAUUAGAACUCAUCCAGUUGCAACUUCCUUUGCUGUGUUUGAUGACACUUUGCUUAUAGUUGACCCUACUGGAGAGGAGGAACAUCUGGCAACAGGAACCUUAACAAUAGUAAUGGAUGAGGAAGGCAAGCUCUGUUGUCUUCACAAACCAGGUGGAAGCGGGCUAACUGGAGCUAAACUUCAGGACUGUAUGAGCCGAGCAGUUACAAGACACAAAGAAGUUAAAAAAUUGAUGGAUGAAGUAAUUAAGAGUAUCAAACCCAAAUAAAUAUCCACCACAUUUUCAAAACAGAUUUGUAAAAACUGUAUUUGUUAACACUGUGCACAAAUGUUUUGUACUAAAUAAAUCUCAAACUACAUUCUUCUGAAA